ACCAGUCUGUUCAACCACGCUUCGGAAGCACUACGUAAAUUUGUUAUAAAAAUUUGGAUAUUUUUUAAGAAAGUGUGAUUUUUAAAACUUAUGAAAAAUUGUUCAGAUACGUGAAGUGUCGUUUUUUAGGCAAAAUGGCGAUUUCUGUUUUGAGAAUUGGAUGGAGAGCAGCUGCUAAUUUAGAGAAGGCAGCUUUAUUUUCUUGUACCAGUGCAACCAAUCAAUUCAAGUUAAUGCAUACUCAACCAGUAUGCACGAACAAUGUCUGCUACUUAGACAAUCGAGGGCCAUCUCAUGAAGAGACAGUGGAACGAGCCACCAACGCCAUUCGGAGGUACAGCAAGCAUCAUGGCCGGCAAGAGGACAGGCGGCAAGUGCGCUCCGAUAGCGACAGUGACUCUGAAAGUGACACUGAAUGCAAGGGAAUUGAUAGAUCGGACUUCUGGAGGCGGAAAAUGCGAACCGUGCACAACAUAUUGGACGUAGACAAGGAUGGUCUGAUCUCGUACAACGAUUUCCAGCUGUUCGCGAAGAGAUUCAUUGCGCUCGGACAUCUGGAUGAACAGCAGGCUAAGGAGUUUGUGGAGAUUAUUCAGAUGACCUGGGAAACGCAGUGGGGCGCCAUUGAUCCGUAUAAUUACGUUACGAUGGAACAGUAUUUAGAGGACAUGAACCACGUGUUAAAUGAUAAAACGUUGAAGAAGAAAGCGCACCGCUGGUUGCCAUAUUUAUUCAAGGCUCUCGACAAAGACAAGACUGGCUUUAUCUCCGUGAAGGAGUUUAAGUUGUUCUUCGAGUGUCUUGGGCUCAACAACGAGCACGCGGCAGUGGCAUUCGCCGUCAUCGACCACAACGGGGAUGGCAAACUGUCCCUGAAAGAAUUUGUAAAACUGGGGAAGGACUUCUUCUUCACAGAGGACGAGAAACGGCCCUCCAAGAUGUUCUGGGGACCACUGUCCAAUGUGUGAUCGCAGCUUUAUAAAAGCGCUGUAUAAUGUCUGAUCACAUGUUUGUAGUAGCUGACGAAUGUGUGCUCGCAGCUUUAUUAUGUGACAAGAGUGAUUUGAUUUAGUAGCACGGGAAUACGAAGUUAAAAUGACGGAAUCUACGGCCGUAGUGUUAACGGGAAACCUUAUCGAUCUCUUUCGUUACUUUACGGCCAAAUUUCUUGAUUUUAAAGAUUUUUUUGAGUAAUUUGAUCGAUUUCUUACCUUACGUUCGUCAAUAUCUAUAGUUGCGUUACGGUAUCAAUUUCUAUCAUGUCACCCGUAUGCACGAUUUUUUUUAGUACUUUGAUCGAUUUCUUUCACAGAACGACCAUCAACGAUUCUCAUUAUCUCUUUGAUUACGCUACAGUACAAAUUCCUAUCAUGGUACUUUAAAGAAAGAGUUGUGUCAAUUGGAGAUCUGUAGUAGAUAGAUAUUGUAUACAUAAUAUACUAAGUCUUUUUUCUUUAAAAUUAAUGCAACAUGCAUAAUACAUAAAU
Molecule: messenger RNA, 1487 nt
Organism: Hyposmocoma kahamanoa
Lineage: Eukaryota; Metazoa; Arthropoda; Insecta; Lepidoptera; Cosmopterigidae
Gene: CBP
Product: sarcoplasmic calcium-binding protein
Exons: 6
Coding region: 135-968 (277 amino acids)
Biological process (GO): mitochondrial calcium ion homeostasis; calcium import into the mitochondrion
Cellular component (GO): uniplex complex
Molecular function (GO): calcium ion binding
Source: RefSeq, a predicted model, not a curated record